Messenger RNA from Adineta steineri, 375 nucleotides. The record is from the annotation of a GenBank genome assembly. Lineage: Eukaryota; Metazoa; Rotifera; Eurotatoria; Adinetida; Adinetidae.
AUGGAUCAAUGUAAAACACUUUAUUAUGAUUAUUGUAAAACUUAUGAUGUUGAACCAAAUGAAACAAUUUUAGGCGAAAUUCAAAAAGUUUCUAAUGGUGAUAAUAAUCCAACAAAAAGUUUCAAUUUAUCUUCAUUAAGUAUUCCCGAAGCACAAUUUGUAGUCUUAGGAAAAUUAUUUACACAUGAUUGUUUAUUUACAAGUAUUCAUCUUAAUGAUUGUAAUUUAACAAGUGAAGCUUUACAAGCUUUUCUUCAUGGAUUAGUAAAGAAUACAACUUGUAGAACAUUAGAAUUAAAAGGAAAUAGUAUUCAUGGAGCUGGUACUGAAGCAUUGGCACAAGUAUUACGAAGAAAUCAAACAUUACAAAAGUAA